Molecule: messenger RNA, 1965 nt
Organism: Galendromus occidentalis (western predatory mite)
Lineage: Eukaryota; Metazoa; Arthropoda; Arachnida; Mesostigmata; Phytoseiidae
Product: transcription factor Sp4-like
Exons: 8
Coding region: 1-1965 (654 amino acids)
Biological process (GO): regulation of transcription by RNA polymerase II
Molecular function (GO): DNA-binding transcription factor activity, RNA polymerase II-specific; RNA polymerase II cis-regulatory region sequence-specific DNA binding
Source: RefSeq, a predicted model, not a curated record
AUGAACGAGGAAUCGGGAGCUGCUGCCAACCAAACGGCUGCCACGCAAGCCGCAGGGCAGGAAGUGCAGGGCCAGAUUCAGGCCCUGAUCCAGAAUGCCGGCGGUGCAACACAGAUUGUCAACGGCCAAGGUUUAACAUACAACGUGAUACCCGCCUCGGCGUCUGCGCCCCAGAUCCAGAACAUUCAAAUUGACGGACAAGAAGCCAUAUUCAUCCCCGCAGCCCUCACAAAUCAGGCGGGACAAUUGGUCAGAAACCCCGGAGGGAGUCCACAGGCAUACCAAAAUGUCACCAUCAGAAAUGGCAAUUCAAUUCAGACGAUCCAAGUACCCGUGGCAGCGCCUGCCAUGCAGCAAACUACCAUCCCGAUGCAGAUUCCGGUACAAACACCGAAUGGGCAGACGAUUCUACAGACGGUUCACGUACCCGUGCAAACCCUCGGAAUGGGGGGAAUGUCGAACGUUUUAGGUCAACCCAUGCUGCACCAACUGGCCGGCUUGACGCAGCCGCAGCUCACUCAGUUGCAAGUGCAGUCGACAAGUCCCACAGCGUCCAGCUCGGUCGCUUCGUCACAGAACACGGUCACCUCCGUGAACCAGAGCCAAGCCCAAACGGUGCAGUCUGCGACAGGCGUCCAGUCGAUAUCGGUCCCGCAAGUUCAGCAGGUGCAGAGCGUGCAGUCUGUUCAACAGUGGGCAGCAGAUGCCGCCACGGCAGCCGCGCUGGCGCAGGCGCAACAGCAGACGGUGGCUCUGCAGCUGCCAAAUGGUCAGAUAGUCCAUGGGCAGCAAGUGAAUCUCGGUAUGUUCAGCGCGAUGGUUUACCCAGGAGCGAUGAACAUGGCUCAACUGACAGGCUUGCGUUCACCGAACGUCAUUCAAAUAGGUAAUAUCAAUGGCGUCCCGGUGCAGAUUCAGAGCGCAGCUGCGAACCAACAAGUGAUUCAAGGAACAACAUUGCAAGCCCUCGGGCUCCAAGCAGGCUCCCUGUCACCGUUGCAAACGAUUCAACUCGCUGGCAACGGUCAACAAAUAGUCGCACAACAGAUACAGCAGGAUCCGAAUGAUCCGAGUCGGUGGCAGGUUGUCAACAUCGGCUCGACGGCGCAAGCCACGGCUCAAGCUCCUCAACAAGCGGCAACUCCCACAGUCACUGUUCAGGCUACUCCGAUACAAGCGGCUAAUGCAACUACGAUAAGCAACGGAGAGAGCACAGCCACGACAGGCGGAGGGGAGCAGCAGCAGAUCGUCCUCGUGUCUGGCGAUGUUCAGACGAAUGGCACAUCCACCGCGUCGAUAACGCCCGUGUCUACCGUGAACGGUACUCCUCUUGCAACUGGUGAAAGAAGACUCCGAAGAGUCGCGUGCACGUGUCCCAACUGUAGAGAUAGCGAAGGUCACAGAACGUUAAGACCAAACGGCGAAACCCCUGGACGACGUCAACAUAUCUGCCAUAUGCCGGGUUGUAAUAAGGUUUAUGGCAAAACCAGUCAUCUGAGAGCACACUUAAGAUGGCACGCCGGGGAGCGUCCGUUCGUCUGCGACUGGCUGUUCUGCGGGAAAGGAUUCACCCGAUCCGACGAGCUCCAGCGACAUAAGAGGACGCACACGGGGGAGAAGCGAUUCCAGUGCGCGGAGUGCUUGAAGGGCUUUAUGAGAUCAGACCACUUAAGUAAACACUUGAAGACGCAUAUUGCUAAGAAAAGCGGCUUGGCGAUUGAAGGUGGUGAUUCCGACAUUGACCAGAUCGAAUCGGUUCCGGAAAAUGGAACGGGUCACCCAUCGAUCGUAACAGUGAGCGUUGACGGAUCUGACACUCAAGAAGCUACCAUCAUGCACGUCGUCAAGCACGAAGACGGUCGACCACUCCAAAUUAGCGAUGGCACACGAAUCCACGAUGUUGUACAGAUCCAUGCGGAAGAUGGAACCACUCAGUUGCAGAUUGUCAAGAGCAGUACGCCCUAA